UAGAGAAGGUGACGUCUUCAAUAGUCACGUGGCUUUGGGACAAGAGAGAGAGAGAGAGAGAGAGAUUUGUGUGCGCCGUCAGCAUCGGCUUGUUUUGCCUUUUCAUCCUCUCUCUGCUUUCUCCGCGCAAGUCUCCAAAGUGUGAAAGUUCCAACGCCUUUUUUCGUCAAUUUGAACGUGAAGUGUCGUCCGCAAGAUGCCGUCCGACAGAGCCUUCAAGCAAAGGAGGACUUUCGCUGAACGCUGCAAAGAAGUCCAGCAGAUCCGACAACAACAUCCCAACAAGAUCCCCGUGAUCAUGGAGCGUUACAAGGGUGAGAAACAACUUCCGGUUCUGGACAAGACCAAGUUCCUGGUCCCGGACCACGUCAAUAUGAGCGAGCUCGUCAAGAUCAUCAGGCGCCGUCUUCAGCUGAACCCCACCCAGGCCUUCUUCCUGCUGGUCAACCAGCACAGUUUGGUUUCCGUGGCGACGUCCAUCUCGGAGAUCUACGAGCAGGAGCGCGACGAGGACGGCUUCCUGUACCUGACGUACGCGUCGCAGGAGACCUUCGGCUGCGCGGGCUUGCCCAUUCUCUAGUUUGCUCGGAGCAAUCUUUUACUUUGAAGGGUUGGCGGAAAGCAUCCGGCGCGGCAGCUGGACGCCGUUUGUUGACGUCCGUCUACUUUCGUUUGCCCAUCUCACUAAAAGUAGACGUAGGCUAUGAUGAGCUUAUCCUAUUUUUUUGGUCAACUUGUAAUGUUUGCAGUUGCAGCAGCAGUUGUAAACCUGAUGUUAUUAAUUAGCAUGAAUACUCAUAGGCACGUGCAAUCUUGACGACAUUUACUAUCGGGCUAAGUAGCCCACUUCCGAGUGACGUACGAACAUCAGAAGGUCACGCCAACCCGCACCAGUCAAAAGGUGAAGCCAAACGGUUUGAGCCUCUUUUGUCCUCUGCUUAACUUGGAAGUCAAUUGAAGCAAACGCCAGGUCGGAAGCGCUUUUCACUUGCCGGCGUUCAUGCAAACAGGAAGCGGUGAGGCAGGCCACUUCCUGUAGGACAAACCAGCACCUUGGGCUCCGCAAGCGUAAAACGUCGGACGCUCCCGGUAGGAACACUACAGACCUUUGACUUGAUGUUUUUAUUUCAUGAUUGAAAUUGAUGUGAGGUGAAGUUGUAUUUAAAUGUAAAUAAGAUCAACUUGAAAAGA
Molecule: messenger RNA, 1191 nt
Organism: Syngnathoides biaculeatus (alligator pipefish)
Lineage: Eukaryota; Metazoa; Chordata; Actinopteri; Syngnathiformes; Syngnathidae
Gene: map1lc3a
Product: microtubule-associated protein 1 light chain 3 alpha
Exons: 4
Coding region: 197-580 (127 amino acids)
Biological process (GO): cellular response to nitrogen starvation; macroautophagy; autophagosome assembly
Cellular component (GO): cytosol; autophagosome; autophagosome membrane
Molecular function (GO): ubiquitin protein ligase binding
Source: RefSeq, a predicted model, not a curated record